AUGUCGUCUGCUGCCAAACAGAUCCUUAAGAACAAGUUCCAGGCACUUAGCAAGAUACGGUCUGAGAUCUUUGGUACCAACUUUAAUCCAGAAGGCAAAAGAACUGGGGCCAAAAUACUACGUCAACGUCUUGUGGGACCAACCGUCUCGAAUUAUUACAAUGAUCCUAACUUGAUCCAGUUCAGACAUUUGAAAGCAAUUUACCCACAGUUUGACUUUGUCAAUGAGGAAGAGGAAUACCGUCUUACAAUGGUGGCAGCACGUAAAAGAAGAGGUAAAGGUGCUCCAGCUAAGACCAAAGGAGGUGAUAAGAAGAAGAAGAAAUGA
Saccharomycopsis crataegensis is the source of this 327-nucleotide messenger RNA. RefSeq names its product mitochondrial 37S ribosomal protein mS33 RSM27 (gene RSM27). Gene Ontology annotation, cellular component: mitochondrion. Bases 1 to 327 code for a protein of 108 amino acids. The transcript is spliced from 2 exons. The record is from RefSeq and is a predicted model, not a curated record. Lineage: Eukaryota; Fungi; Ascomycota; Saccharomycetes; Ascoideales; Saccharomycopsidaceae.